Funneliformis caledonium is the source of this 329-nucleotide messenger RNA. The record is from the annotation of a GenBank genome assembly. Lineage: Eukaryota; Fungi; Glomeromycota; Glomeromycetes; Glomerales; Glomeraceae.
AUAUUUCCAAGGUGGCAAGGCAUUUGGAUUUAAAAUAUGGAAAAAUAUCUGAAGCAUACUUUUGGUUCGCAUCGAUCCAUUUUUGUAUCAAGAUUAGAUUGUGUGGAAAAAUCUGUUCUCCUAGUACAUCCAUCAAGGAUAAUAGUUUUAUGAAAAGGAUACCACCAAAUGAAGGAUUUUAUGAAAUAGGUUUGGAAAGAAAUGGUGUGGGGCAUCAUUCAUUGGUUGAAAAGAAUUGUGAUAAGUUAUUUCAAUAUUGGGAUUUAUUUAGUGUCUCCGCAAAUGAUAAUCGUACCGUGAUUGAAUUACCAAAAUGGAUAAAAUUAUGA